Messenger RNA from Ophidiomyces ophidiicola, 1617 nucleotides. RefSeq lists its product as uncharacterized. Bases 1 to 1617 code for a protein of 538 amino acids. Gene Ontology annotation, molecular function: transmembrane transporter activity. The record is from RefSeq and is a predicted model, not a curated record. NCBI's taxonomy places the organism in Eukaryota, Fungi, Ascomycota, Eurotiomycetes, Onygenales, Onygenaceae. Gene Ontology annotation, biological process: transmembrane transport. The transcript has a single exon.
AUGGCGUCCCACCACGUUGACCGUUCGGACCUAGUUCCAGGAACGGUCCAUCUAGUGGAUGUUGCUGGCGAGGCAGCAAAUUCGAAACGUGAAAAAGACAUUGUGCUCGUACCUCGGCCGAGUGCGGACCCUGAAGAUCCUUUGAAUUGGACUCGCCGGCGGAAACUGUUACAUAUGGCUAUGCUUUUUAUCUAUACCCUCGGCGUCGGUAUUCCAACGACUCUACAGUACAGUGUGCUAGCGGAUAUUACACGAGAUACCGGAAUUACUACCGCCCAAUUGGUCAAUGGCACCGGUCUCAUGUUCUUGUUCCUGGGGUGGGGCUGUCUUUUCUGGCAACCUCUUGCUAUCACAUACGGCCGACGAGGUAUUUACGUCAUCUCCUGCAUGCUCUGCGUUCCGUUGAUCGUCUGGACUUCCUACUCGAAAACCUAUGGAGAAUGGUAUGCGCAUCGGAUCAUUUUGGGUUUUGUUGCGUCUCCAAUCGAGUCGCUUCCUGAAGUAUCAAUUCCUGAUGUUUUCUUUGCCCAUGAACGUGGACGAUGGAUGGGCGGCUACGUCUUAUUUUUAUUCGGUUCAAACUUCAUCGCACCCCUUGUCGCAGGGUGGUUCAAUGACGCUUAUGGAUGGCGAUGGGUUAUGCAUUUUGGAGCCAUGAUCGGUGCCGUGGCAACAGUGAUCAUCUUCUUCUUCAUGGAAGAAACGUUGUACUUUCGGCCUACUGUUGAGGGCGAAGAACUAGAAAUCACGUCGAAUGAGUCAGAAAAGAGAGAGUCCAAAGAGAAACAGGAUCUCCAGACGACAAACACUUCAGAGAACGGGGUGGAAUUUUUAGCCCCCCGAACAUACCUCCAGAAAUUGAAGCUAUUCGUCUUUUUACAAGGUCGCCCAAGCAAGAAGCAAAUGCUUACGAUGAUGUACCGACCCUUGUUGAUUAUCCUCUAUUUCCCUUGCACGUCGUGGGCCGGUUUCCUUUAUGGUAUCAACUUAUCUUGGUACAACGUACUCAACGCCACUGCCUCCCCGAUCCUUUCUGCCGCUCCAUACAAUUGGAGUGCAGCUCUUGUGGGUUCUGCUUAUACGGCUCCUCUUAUUGGCGCAAUCUGCGCGUGCGCCUGGUCAGGAAUUGUUGCUGAUAAAUUUGCGAUCUUCCUUGCUCGCCGUAAUAAGGGCGUUCGAGAGCCGGAGCAUCGUUUAUGGCCGCUCGUCGUUUCAGGCCUGAUUUCCACCGCAGGACUAAUUCUCUGGGGUGUUGGUGCUUCAUUCGGGAUCCACUGGGUGGGUUUGAUCUUUGGUCUUGGUAUGCUUGCUUUUGGCUGCAUCACGGGUGGCUCCAUCGCGAUCUCGUAUUGUAUCGACUGCUUCAAGGAACUCAGUGGCGAAUCGAUGGUGUCCGUGAUUAUUAUCCGCAAUACCCUUGGCUUUGCAUUUAGUUACGCCAUCACGCCCUGGAUUGAAGCGCAAGGUCUGCGAAACUGUUUUAUUACCGUCGGCAUGGUUUCGUUGGUCACAACAGCAACGUUCCUUAUCAUGACCGUAUUCGGGAAGAGGUUGAGGCGGUUUUCCAGGGACAAGUACUGGGAGUAUGUGGCUACGAGUGUGGCGGGGGCCAUAUAG